GCCUGGGCAUGAGGCCGGGCGGAGACCGGAGGGCGGGUGGCGGCGGCGGCGGCGGCGGCGAUGAGCGACAUUGUGGAGAAGACGCUGACGGCGCUGCCGGGACUCUUCUUGCAGAACCAGUCGGCUAGCGGGCCCGCGGCCGCCAAGGCGUCCUUCUCCUCCCGACUGGGAGGCCUGGUCCGCGGCAUCACCGCGCUCACCUCCAAGCACGAGGAAGAGAAAUUAAUCCAGCAGGAACUGAAUAAUCUGAAAGCAACUGUUUCUGCUCCUAAUACAACUCUGAAAAUGAUGAAGGAAUGUAUGGUGAGACUUAUAUAUUGUGAAAUGCUUGGAUAUGAUGCUUCCUUUGGUUACAUACAUGCAAUCAAGUUGGCACAACAAGGAAACCUUUUAGAAAAAAGAGUAGGUUAUUUGGCUGUUUCUUUAUUUCUACAUGAAAGUCAUGAACUGUUGCUUCUCCUUGUGAAUACAGUUGUAAAGGACUUGCAGAGCACUAACCUAGUAGAAGUAUGUAUGGCACUUACUAUCGUCAGCCAGAUUUUCCCUCGAGAAAUGAUUCCAGCUGUUCUUCCAUUAAUAGAAGAUAAACUUCAACAUUCUAAGGAGAUUAUACGAAGAAAAGCUGUCCUAGCAUUAUAUAAAUUCUAUCUCAUCGCUCCUAAUCAAGUACAGCAUAUCCAUAUUAAGUUUCGGAAAGCACUUUGUGACAGAGAUGUUGGGGUCAUGGCUGCUUCCUUGCACAUAUACCUUAGGAUGAUUAAGGAGAAUUCAUCUGCAUAUAAAGACUUGACUGGGAGUUUUGUAACAAUUUUGAAGCAAGUGGUUGGAGGAAAACUCCCCGUAGAUUUCAAUUACCACAGUGUACCAGCACCAUGGUUACAAAUUCAGCUGUUGAGAAUACUAGGACUUCUAGGAAAAGAUGAUCAAAGGACAAGUGAAUUAAUGUAUGAUGUUCUCGAUGAAUCCUUACGAAGAGCUGAGUUAAAUCACAAUGUCACAUAUGCUAUUCUGUUUGAAUGUGUACAUACAGUCUAUUCUAUUUAUCCUAAAUCGGAAUUACUUGAGAAGGCUGCCAAGUGCAUUGGAAGAUUUGUUUUGUCACCUAAAAUAAAUCUCAAAUAUUUAGGAUUGAAGGCUCUUACCUAUGUUAUCCAACAGGAUCCCACUCUGGCUCUUCAACACCAGAUGACAAUAAUUGAAUGCUUAGACCAUCCUGAUCCCAUUAUUAAAAGAGAGACUCUGGAACUUCUUUACAGAAUUACUAAUGCACAGAAUAUAACAGUGAUUGUCCAGAAAAUGCUUGAAUAUUUACAUCAGAGCAAAGAAGAAUAUAUUAUCGUCAAUUUGGUUGGCAAAAUAGCUGAGCUGGCUGAGAAAUAUGCUCCUGAUAAUGCGUGGUUUAUUCAGACGAUGAAUGCUGUAUUUUCAGUGGGAGGAGAUGUUAUGCAUCCUGAUAUUCCCAAUAACUUUCUGAGACUGCUAGCAGAAGGUUUUGAUGAUGAAACAGAAAAUCAACAAUUAAGGCUCUAUGCAGUUCAGUCUUAUUUCACUUUACUAGAUGUGGAAAAUGUGUUCUACCCACAGAGAUUUCUUCAAGUUAUGAGUUGGGUUUUAGGGGAGUAUUCCUACCUCUUAGGUAAGGAAACGCCAGAGGAAGUUAUAACCAAGCUCUACAAGUUACUUACGAGUGACUCCAUUUCUUCAGAAACAAAAGCCUGGAUAAUUGCUGCUGUGACCAAGUUGACACCCCAAGCACACUCUUCUAAUAUAGUUGAGAGAUUAAUCCAGGAAUUUACCACAUCUUUGGAUACUUGUUUGAGACAGCAUGCAUUUGAAUUAAAACAUUUGCAUGAGAAUGUGAAAUUUAUGAAGGGCUUGCUUCCAGUUGAUAAGAGUUGUGAAGACAUGGUGGUAGAUGCUUCCUUAUCUUUUCUGGAUGGUUUUGUGGCUGAAGAACUAAGUCAGGGGGCAGCACCUUACAAACCUCACCACCAACGGCAGGAGGAAAAGCUUUCUCAGGAAAAAGUUCUUAGUUUUGAACCAUAUGGACUCUCUUUUUCUUCAUCUGGCUUCUCUGGACGACAGUCUCCUGCUGGCGUUUCUCUUGGUUCAGAUAUAUCUGGGAAUAGUACAGAUACCGGGCUAAAAGAGACAAAUAGCUUGAAGCUGGAAGGCAUAAAGAAAUUGUGGGGGAAAGAGGGCUAUCUUCCCAAGAAGGAAAGCAAAACUGGUGAUGAAACAGAAGCUCUGCCAGUUCCUCAAGAGAAUAUAAUAAUGGAGAAUGUAGAUCAAAUUAUAACAAAAAAGGAUCAAUCUCAAGUCCUUACCCAAUCUAAAGAGGAGAAAGAAAAGCAGCUGCUGGCAUCAUCAUUAUUUGUUGGACUAGGAUCAGAAAGUACAAUCAAUUUGCUAGGAAAAGCAGAUACCCUUUCUCACAAGUUCAGAAGAAAAUCAAAAGUCAAGGAAACCAAAAGUGGGCAAACAACCACUGCUCAAAAUAUGACCCGUUCUUCCUUUAGUUCUUCAUCAAAUAUGACUUAUGAAGAAGACUAUUAUUUGGAUAAUUUGCAGGAUAGAGGAGACAAAGAAGUAAAGAAAUUUUCUCUUAAUUCAGAACUUUUGGAUUCUGAGUCACUCACAGAACUGCCCUUGGUUGAGAAAAUCUCAAAUUGCAGGCUGUCUACACCCUCUUUGUUUGCUGAUAACAACAUGGAAGUUUUUCACCCUCCUCAGUCCACUGCAGCCUCACUUGCCAAUGAAAUCUCUUUAGCUUCUUCUUUGUUGGAAGAAACUACUGAACACAUGCAUUCAGAUCUUAUAGAGGUCUGUAAUAAUGAAACCAUAUCAGUGUCUUCUUACAAAAUUUGGAAAGAUGAGUGUUUGUUGAUGGUCUGGUCAGUUUUUAAUAAGAGUGCUUCAGAACUGAAAAGUGCUAACUUAGAAAUUGCUCCUGCAGAAAAUUUCAAGAUCACUGAGCAACCUGGAUGCUGCUUGCCUGUAAUAGAAGCAGAAAGCACCAAAAACUUUCAAUACAGUGUGCAGAUGGAAAAACCUUUUACAGAAGGGAAUCUUUCUGGUUUUAUAAAUUAUCAAGUGAUGGAUACUCAUCCUGUUCAGCUCGAAUUUUCAGUAAACUUAUCACUAUUAGAUUUCAUUAGGCCAUUAAAAAUCUCGACUGAAGACUUUGGUAAACUCUGGUUAUCCUUCGCAAAUGAUGUGAAACAAAAUGUAAAGAUGUCAGAAUCACAAGCUGCUCUGCCUUCUACCUUAAAGGCCCUGCAACAGGAACUAAGACUUCAUGUUGUUGACAUUAUAGGCAAUGAAGGGCUGUUGGCCUGUCAGCUGCUCCCAUCCAUCCCCUGCUUGCUGCAUUUCCGAGUUCAUGGUGACAUGUUAGCCCUGUGGUUCAGAUCCUCCUGCUCUACUCUUCCUGAUUAUUUACUAUAUCAGUGUCAAAAGGUGAUGGAAGGAUCCUAGCAGAAGCUCUGCUUAUAUUUUACUCCAUCAAAAUAAAUGGUUUACAUAGAUAAACUUAUUUACCAAAGUAAAAAGGACUCAUGGUACUUCUAAUGAAAAUGGGGAUUAUUAUGAGUUGUGGUUUUAUGUGUUUUCUUUAUGAUUCCUGAUCAAGAAAGAUCCCCAAGAAACUGUACCCCUAACCUUUUACUCAGGAUUGUACAGUAUGUUUGGGUCCUAAAACAGUGACCUAAGCUAAUGUUAUAAACUGCUAAUGAUUUAUAUAUCACUUAGU
Molecule: messenger RNA, 3751 nt
Organism: Eubalaena glacialis (North Atlantic right whale)
Lineage: Eukaryota; Metazoa; Chordata; Mammalia; Artiodactyla; Balaenidae
Gene: AP4E1
Product: adaptor related protein complex 4 subunit epsilon 1
Exons: 21
Coding region: 61-3477 (1138 amino acids)
Biological process (GO): intracellular protein transport; receptor-mediated endocytosis
Cellular component (GO): membrane coat; AP-4 adaptor complex
Molecular function (GO): cargo adaptor activity
Source: RefSeq, a predicted model, not a curated record